Messenger RNA from Hirundo rustica (Barn swallow), 434 nucleotides. RefSeq names its product syncollin (gene SYCN). The transcript has a single exon. The record is from RefSeq and is a predicted model, not a curated record. Bases 1 to 408 code for a protein of 135 amino acids. Gene Ontology annotation, biological process: exocytosis. Gene Ontology annotation, cellular component: secretory granule membrane. Lineage: Eukaryota; Metazoa; Chordata; Aves; Passeriformes; Hirundinidae.
AUGGCAUCAGCGCUGCUUGUGACGCUGGUGGCCGCAGUGGCCAUGCUGGGCUGGGGGGUGCAGGCGCAGUGCCCCACGGCCGCCGACCUGCGCCCCGCCAACGGCACCCGGGUGUGCGCCCAGCUCUACACCGACGACAGCCCCUACUACGACCAGUGCUGCGCCGGGGACGUGCUGGUGGUGCCGCCGGACAGCGACGUGCCCUACAUGCCCCGCGGGUGGCCCGGCCGCACCUCCUCCCUCGUGGUGGGCACCAAGUGUGAGCUCACCGUGUGGUCCAAGUCGGGCAAGAGGGGCAACUCGCGGAACUUCAAAGCCGGCGCGGUGCCGCGGCUGGAGGAGGUGCGCCGGGGGCUCUUCAGAAACUGGAACAACGCCAUCAAGGCCUACUACUGCAUCUGCAAGUGAGCGGCGGUGCGGGGCAGGGCACGGGG